This is a messenger RNA of Podarcis muralis (Common wall lizard), 1294 nucleotides long. The record is from RefSeq and is a predicted model, not a curated record. Lineage: Eukaryota; Metazoa; Chordata; Lepidosauria; Squamata; Lacertidae.
AUGGUAAAUGAAGAUGAAAUUGGGGAGGACCCUGAUGAAGAACCUAGAGACCAGGAAUCUACUGAUAUGCCAAAUGCAAAUUUCGGUGAGGUGCCUGGUGGCUUUGAUCACAUAGAAGAAAUCCUUAUAGAGAAAAAAGCAAAGGAAAACAUUGACAUUGAGAAAAACAUCCAAAUGAUUCUUGAAAGUGGAUCUGUAUCAGAUCAACUGGAAAAAAUGCAGUUUAAGAUGAAGACACUUUUGGAAAGAAAAAAGGACAUUGUGAACACAGUACAAGAACUUCAAGAUACAAAGAGGAUUUUAGAACAGAAAAAUAAAGAAGCUUAUUUAGAGUCAAUUGUUCAGAAUUCCAAGAUUCCUCCAGAAGAAAGAAGGCUACAAAGUGCUCUAUAUCAGAGAUUGCACCCAGAUAAGGAUUUUGUGCUUGACCUAAAUGACCUUGAACAAGCUCUCCAGGAUGUGAACAAAUGCCUGGUUUCUCCAAAAGAGUUCUCUUAUAUUUUCCAUAUUCUUGAACUCCCAGGUCAACAAUACAGGCUAAACCUCGAACUCUUCUGUGUAGUGGCAGCUCUGUCUGAGAAAGUGACACAGCUUGACCCAGUGAUUAAGCAAUUGGUCAAUAAACUGGAUUUUGAAGCCUUAAGCGUUCGUAUUGAGAAAGCAAAAGAUCUCUGGCAUCUCCUCCAGGACGAUGAAGGAGAGAAAGGAAGGAAAACAAACAGAACGACUGGAGGAUCAGUCAGCAUUCGCCGACUGGCACUUGAGCUGGCAGCAGGUGGAUUUUCAUUGGAGGCUAUUAAUUUUGCCCUGCAGAAGUUCAACCGCGGAAAAGCAGGUGUUCUCUCUUUCCUGGAUUUUGUUACCUACAUCCCCUUGUUUGUCGAAAUCCACGAGGGCAUAGUUCAGAAUCCUCUUUCACUAGUCCCAAACACUGUUCCAGAUCUGGAAGAUGAGCUUCCUAUGAAUGUGAUUUAGAAACACAGAACUGCAAGGUGAAUCCAGCAAUGCAAGAAGACCCAGAUAUGGAAAUCUCAUAUAUAUAUAUAUUUAUUUAAUUAAGAAUUUGCUUAAAGUUACUGCUGAUUGCUGUACAAACCUCAAAUAACAUUGUUGUAGUCAGUGCUGAUCAUUAGAGAUUCCCAGUGCAAUAGAGACUUAGGUGAAAGUUUGUGGUAAGAUUGUUCUACUUUCUUCAAAGGCUAUAUAUGAUUCAAUAUAUUUAGUUACAUUAUAAUCCUAUACAGUGGUACCUCGGUUUUUGAAUGUCUCUGUUGACGAAUAUUUCAGUUUUUGA